AUGGCUUCAAACGCAUCGGAAGCUAUAAUGCCGAUGGCGGUUACGGCCAACGCCGCCACCCCUCCCGACGGUGUUAUGGUUGAUUCCGAUGAACCAACGAAUCAACAGGGAAGAAAUCGCCAUCACCGAUACACUCAUGAACAAAUUCAAGAAUUAGAAACAUUUUUUAGAGUCUGUCCUUAUCCGAAUGAAAAUCAAAGAAACGAACUGAGUCGUGCACUAGAACUGGAGCCUAAUCAGGUUAAGUUUUGGUUCCAGAACAAACGCACCCAACUGAAGGCUUUAAAUGAACACGAAUAUAACUUACAACUUCACAAGGAAUAUGAGAAGCUCCAAGAAGAAAAUUUACAGUACAAAAUAGCUCUCGCGUGUAUACGUUGCCGCCAGUGUGGUGUCCCUUGCAUCAAUGGAUUUGUGGUUGAAGAGCAUCAAUUGAAGUUAGAAAAUACUCGACUUAGAAACCAGAUUUAUAGGAUUUCUUCAAUUGCUACAAGGUUUAGGUUUGGCAUGAUGUCUUUAUUACCUAUGCAAAACGAGGCUCCCUCGGAGGUUAGCUUCACUACAAUUCCUCCUUCUUUUGGAGAAGUAGUAAAGAUUUAUGGAAACAAUGAUGUCGAGAAACCAGUCAUAACCGAGCUUGCACUAUCGGCCAUGAAUGAGUUGCUUCAGAUGACACAACUGAAAGAGCCUCUUUGGGUUUCAAGCGUGAAUCCUAAUAUAGUUGUGCUAAACAAAGAAGUGUAUGGAAGGCUUUGCUCUAAAGGAAGAAGUAUUGCAAUAGCAAACCCUACAGCAGGGUUUAAGACCGAGGCUUCUCGUGAAAGCGCAUGUGUGAAAAUAAACCGUAUUCAGCUCGUUGAUGCUUUCAUGAACGUGGAUCGUUGGGCAACAAUGUUUUCUAACAUUGUCUCUAGAGCUGUAACAGUUGGAGUUAUAUCAAUUGGUGCGGCAGGGAAUUAUGAUAGAGCUUUACAAGUGGAUCGUUGGGCAACAAUGUUUUCUAACAUUGUCUCUAGAGCUGUAACAGUUGGAGUUAUAUCAAUUGGUGCGGCAGGGAAUUAUGAUAGAGCUUUACAAGUGAAAAUCACUAACGGAACAUGGGCAAUAGUAGAUUUUUCUAUAGACAGGUAUCUGUGCAUGGAUCCAAUAGACAAAUGCAUGAGAAGACCAUCUGGGUGCCUAAUUCAAGAAGUUCCAAAUGAGUGUACAAAGGUUACCUGGGUGGAGCACAUUGAAGUAGAUAAUGAUGACAAUGAAGUUGUUAGUAUUUACGAGGCACUGCUUAAUUCUGACAUGGCAUUUGGGGCUAAACGUUGGGUCUCAACAUUGCAUCAAAGAUGUCAACGUACUGCGUGCACAAUGUCUCUAAUUACUCCUCCCGCUAAUGAAAAUUUGGUGAUAACUCCCAAUGGAAAAAAGUCCACAUUUAAGCUUGUAGAAAGAAUGGUGAACAACUAUAUGUCCGUAGUGAGUUGUUCAGUACCCUUGCAGUGGCAGAUUUUAUGGGCUGGUGCUGAUAAUGUUAGAAUCAUGACAAAAAAAGUGUUAAACGAAGCAGGAAUUCCUUCUGGGGUUCAUCUCUCUGCUGCAACUUCUUUUUGGCUCCCCAUUGAACCAAAAAGGGUGUUUGACUUCCUUAAUGAUAAACACCAACGAGCUAAGUGGGAUAUCUUUUCUUCUUCAUGUGCUUUGACAGAGGUGGCUCACAUCAUCUAUGGCGGAGAAAUUGAAAACUCGGUCUCAUUAUUUAGGGUGGAGAAUCCGAGCAUGAGCAAUACGAUGAUACUACAAGAAACCAGUUCCAGCUCGACAGGUUCCUACAUUAUCUAUGCUCCAGUUGAAACCUCGGAUAUGAAACUGGUUUCUCAAGGUGGUGAUUCAAAACAAAUACCUCUUCUUCCCUGUGGAUUUGUCAUACUCCCGGAUGGACGACCACCUGAAACGGGCUCUAAAACGGGCUCUAGUGACGGGUCUCUUCUAACGAUUGUCUUCCAACUUCUUGUUGAUUCUAUUCCUACUACAAAGCUUUCUCCUGAAUCAGUUACCAUGAUAAACCAGCUUACCAUAGAAACGGUGGAAAAGAUCACGAGUUGUCUUUUCUAA
Messenger RNA from Ipomoea triloba (trilobed morning glory), 2103 nucleotides. Its product is annotated as homeobox-leucine zipper protein ROC1-like. The transcript is spliced from 12 exons. The coding region runs from base 1 to 2103 and encodes 700 amino acids. Gene Ontology annotation, molecular function: DNA-binding transcription factor activity, RNA polymerase II-specific; DNA binding; lipid binding. Gene Ontology annotation, biological process: regulation of DNA-templated transcription. The record is from RefSeq and is a predicted model, not a curated record. NCBI's taxonomy places the organism in Eukaryota, Viridiplantae, Streptophyta, Magnoliopsida, Solanales, Convolvulaceae.